Ilyonectria robusta is the source of this 2167-nucleotide messenger RNA. RefSeq lists its product as uncharacterized. Gene Ontology annotation, cellular component: cytoplasm; mitochondrion. The coding region runs from base 41 to 1960 and encodes 639 amino acids. Gene Ontology annotation, biological process: mitochondrial lysyl-tRNA aminoacylation. Gene Ontology annotation, molecular function: tRNA binding; ATP binding; lysine-tRNA ligase activity. The record is from RefSeq and is a predicted model, not a curated record. NCBI's taxonomy places the organism in Eukaryota, Fungi, Ascomycota, Sordariomycetes, Hypocreales, Nectriaceae. The transcript has 3 exons.
ACAUGGAGCGAAAGUUCCAUGCUGCUAUUAUGAUUGUGUAAUGAUGUCUGUACAGUAUCUUCGCCUGGCCGGUCGGCCUUUAAUACAAUCUCUUCCUCCGAGAGCACCUGGACUCGUUCGACGUUCGCACAUCGUAUGCCGAGGUGGCUCCGUGACGAGGGGAGAAUGGGGUGCGCAGGGUGUCGCAUUCAGGAGGUCCCUCUCGACCUCUUCUGUCUGCCGAUACAACUCGCAAGGGGCUCCUGAGGAGAGUUCCGAGGAGCUGUCGCCCUUUAAGAAGCAGCGUCGAACUAUGUUGUGGGAGGAGCAGCAGAGCGAGGACCCGCUUUAUCCUGAAAGCCAUCCUCGCCUGGAGCACACUCGCCAGCGGUACUCUGUACCCGAGUUCAUAGAGGCGUUCAAUGCUGCUGAGCAUAACGAGAUGGAGAAUGUCACCGUUUAUGGUCGUGUUCGGUCGAAGCGCGCCGCCGGAAAGUACCUGGUUUUCCUCGACAUUGUGAACGAAUUCGAGCGUCUGCAGGUCAUGGUCAACAAGGCAAAAUGUAUGGGGGACCAGGAAACGAGAAACCACAAAUUCGCCUUGUUUAGGAGCUUGAUAGAAGUGGGCGACCACAUAUCGAUUACUGGCUUCCCAACUCGUACCAAGGCUGGCCAGCUCACUAUUGCUGCCACGGCUCUUCCGGAGCUUCUCUCUCCAGCCAUGGAGCAAAUCCCUGAGAAGCUCACCGACCCCAAGACUCGCAUGCAGGAACGCCACGUUGACAUGCUGGUGAACCGUGAAGCCAUUGACGUGCUGAGGCUGCGUUCUGAGAUCACCAAGCACAUGCGCGAUCACUUCCACUCGAAGAAGUUCUUGGAGUUCCAAACCCCCAUCCUGGCUGAAAAUGCUGGCGGCGCCGUCGCUCGCCCCUUUGUCACUCAGGCCACUGAGUUCAAGGAUCGCGAUCUGGCUCUCCGCAUCGCACCCGAGCUGUGGCUCAAGCGACUGGUCAUUGGAGGCGUCGACAAAGUCUUUGAGAUUGGCCCUGCGUUCCGCAAUGAAGGCAUUGAUGGAACUCACAACCCAGAAUUCACCAUGUGCGAGUUCUACAGUGCCUACACCAACUUGGACGACCUGAUUCGGGAGACUGAGGACCUCUUGUACAGCAUGGCGGAGCAUUCCCAAAAGCUCAUCUCUACUCAACUCACCUCCCUACCGCCGAUUGAUCUUGAGAAAUUCGCGCGGCCAUACAAGCGUGUUGAGUUUGUCCCUGCCUUGGAGGAAGCUCUUGGGCUCCGCUUUCCGAAGCUCUCUACCGAGGGGGCUCUGGCUGAGCUCUUGGUUAUCCUCAAGCUUGCCGGCAUCAAGAUUCCUGGCGAGGUUCCCAACUCACUGUCCAAGCUUCUCGACCGACUUGCGGCAAUCUAUCUGGAGCCAAUGUCUUUCGAGCAACCUAUCCUCAUCAUGAACCACCCUGCCUGUAUGUCACCGCUGGCGAAGAGCUUCCUCUGCCCACGCACCUACCAGUUGGUAUCAGCGCGCGCAGAGCUGUUCAUUGGUGGCCGUGAGCUGGCCAACAUGUACGAAGAGGAGAACGAUCCUGAGGCUCAGAAGCAGAAGUUGCUUGACCACCGUAACCUCGUCAACAAGCCCGAUGGUGCCAUUGCCAUUGAGGCGCCGGAGGUUGACCCCGCGGCUGUUGAUGAAGGCAUCCAUCUUGUUGAGGAUGACGAAGGAGAGAGCGCACCUCUUGAUCAGAGCUUUGUCAAGGCCUUGGAUUAUGGCCUGCCGCCUACUGGUGGCUGGGGCUGCGGUGUUGAGAGGAUGGUGAUGCUCUUCUCGGGUGCAAACCGCAUCAGUGACUGCCUGAGUUUCGGCACGCUAAGGAAUGUUGUGGGAUUGUCAACGACCGAGGAGGCCAAGAAGCCUAGCACUGCCGCUGAGGACAACGCGGCCGAGAAGGCCGAAGCCUCUACUUGAAAGGAGCGUGUGUGGCUUGGGAGCAAGUCUUUCGGCACGACGACGAUGUAUGAUGGGAUGACAAGGACUUGUAUAAUAUUGUAGACGUGUCUAUACCCUAGAAGGACCACUGUAUUGAUAGGCAAGGCUUCAUUGAUAUUCCGAACAUAACCUUCACACAAAAUGGUACGAGUGGAUUAUCUUAUUCGUCGUCUUUCCAAUCAUGAA